AUGCCGGCCCUCCUCUUCCUCCCGUGCGCCGCCGCCGCGGUCGUGCUGCCGCUGCGGCCGGCGCCGUGCGCCCGCGCUGCCGCCGCGGCGAUGCAGGCGGGCUCGGAGCAGACGAUCAGCAGCGGCGGCGCGUUUGGGUCGGAGGACAUCACGAUCCGGUCGGGCGCGGCGUACCUGGUGGGCCUCGACAUACGGCGCGAGCGGUACAAGACGCUCGCAGGCAACGCCGAGCGCGGCGCUGCGUGGACGCUCGACGACUCGCUCGACGAACUCAAGAGGCUUUGCGACACGGCAGGGCUCGACGUGCGCGGCCGCUGCUGCCAGGCGGUGCAGCACCCGAGCGCCGCUACCUUCGUCGGGUCGGGCAAGCUGGAGGAGAUUCGCGACUCGGUCGAGGCGCUCGCGCCGGGAGGGGAUGGCGGCGGAGUCUUUUUCCCGCCCCUCGCGAGGCCUCGCCUUGCCCCGCAGGCGCUUCGGAUCGAGACGGUGGUCUUCGACGACGAGCUCUCGCCCGCGCAGCAGCGCAACCUGCAGUCGGCGCUCGGCGUCGUCGACCGGACGAUGCUCAUUCUGCAGGCGCCAUCCCCUCCCCCCUCCCUUUCGGAACCUGUGGUGGCGGUCGCGAUGACCGGAGCAAGACUGACGCGACCGCGCCCCGUGCCCUUGCGGCUGCAGAUCUUUGCGCAGCGCGCGCGCACGCGGGAGGCGAAGCUGCAGGUGACGCUGGCGCGGAUGCGGUACAUGCUUCCGCGGCUCAAGUCCUUCAUGACGACCGGCGCCGGCAUGGAUGCGAAGGGGGGCGCCGCGGGCGGCGGCAAGGGCGCGCAGAGGGCGCUUCCUCUCGAGGGGCGCCGGUGGGACGCGUCCCCGACGUGCACCAUGCCGCUCGUCGCGCUCGUCGGCUACACAAACGCGGGCAAGUCGUCGCUGCUCAACCAGCUCUGCGCAAAGGUCGAGGGCGGCGAGGAGGUGUACGCCGACGACCAGCUCUUCGCGACGCUCGACCCGACGCUGCGCAGGCUGCGGCUUGCCUGGCGGGCGGGAGGUGUGGGCUUCAUCCAGAAGCUGCCCACCAAGCUCGUCUCCGCCUUCCGCGCGACGCUCGAGGCGAGUGUGUGCGAGGACGCCGACGUCGUCCUGCACGUCGUCGACUCCUCCUCGCCGAUCGGGCGGCAGCAGGCGUGGUCGGUGCAGCAGAUUCUGCGCGAGGUUGGCGCGGAGCACACGCCGCAGAUCCUCGCCCUCAACAAGGCCGACGCCGUCCUCGCCGCCACCGCCAAGCUCCCCGCCCCCACCGAGUGGGUCUCGCUGCACGACACCGUCUCGCCGACGUAUGCGGUCGCCAUCUCGGCCACGCAGGGCAAGAACCUGCCCAAGCUCCUCUCCGCCGCGCUGCUCUCCCUCUCGGUGCGGGUCUCGUGCGUGCUGCCGUACGCAAACGGCGAGCUGCUCGCCGAGAUGCACAAGGUUGGCACCAUCGUGGAGGAGGAGUACGUCGACACCGGCUGCCGCGUGGUCGCGUACGUGCCGCGCCCUCUCGCGUCGCGCCUCGGCAAGCUGCUGGGCGACGGCGAGGGCAGGAGUAGAGUAGAGAUUGGCGCGGGGUCGAAGGCGCUCGAGUCUGUUGGCGACAGCAGCCCUGCCGACUAG
This is a messenger RNA of Emiliania huxleyi CCMP1516, 1650 nucleotides long. RefSeq lists its product as hypothetical. The record is from RefSeq and is a predicted model, not a curated record. The transcript is spliced from 6 exons. Gene Ontology annotation, cellular component: cytoplasm. Lineage: Eukaryota; Haptophyta; Isochrysidales; Noelaerhabdaceae. Gene Ontology annotation, molecular function: ribosome binding; GTP binding. The coding region runs from base 1 to 1650 and encodes 549 amino acids.